Labrus bergylta (ballan wrasse) is the source of this 1365-nucleotide messenger RNA. The record is from RefSeq and is a predicted model, not a curated record. Lineage: Eukaryota; Metazoa; Chordata; Actinopteri; Labriformes; Labridae.
AUGAAGUUCAGUCUGACUGCUGCUGUUUACAUCCUGAUCAUCACACUGUGCAUGGUUUGGUCGACUCACCCAGAAUGUUCGAUUGUUCUUCAUCUCCAAGAGAAAGAAAACGAGUGUAACCUGGAGAUGGAGACCACCAACAAAACUGCAGCCUGUGUGGUGGAGUGGGACGGAGUGAGCUGUUGGCCGGCCGCCUCUGAAGGAGAGAUCGUCUCCGUCCUCUGUCCUCUGCUGCUGCUAAAGCCUGAAACUCCUCCAGUUCCAAUCACGAGGAGCUGCACAGAACAAGGAUGGAGCGAGCCGAGUGUGCCGUAUUAUAAAGCCUGUUACUAUGACGCUCCUGAGGAAGAUGAAGACAUGAGGAAUGAGAAGAAUUACUUUGACCUCCUGAAGUUGAUCUACAGUGUUGGAUAUGGACUUUCUCUGGCUGCUCUCCUCGUCGCUGUUCUGCUUUUCUGCUCCUUCAGGAAGCUUCUCUGCACGCGUAACUACAUCCACCUGAAUCUGUUCCUGACCUUCAUCCUCAGGAGUGUCGCCGUGUUUGUCAAAGAUUUUGUUUUAUUUGCAGACAAAAGCACAAACCACUGCACCGUAUCUACAGUCGGAUGUAAAGCCGCCGUGUCGUUCUUCCACUUCUGUGUUUUAUCAAACUUCUGCUGGCUGUUGGUGGAGGGUCUGUACCUGCAGACUCUGCUGAUCUUCACCUUCACUCAGACCUCAAAGAUCUUCAGGAUCUACUUCUCUGUCGGCUGGGUUUCUCUUAUCCACAGUCUGAUUAUUUCAGGGACUCCGUCUGUGAACGUUGUGAUCUGGGUCCUGCUGAAAACUCACCUUGAUGAUGAGGGGUGUUGGGACGACCUGGAGAGCAGCUUGUGGUGGAUUAUAAAGAUUCCCAUCCUGCUCUCUAUAUUUAUCAACUUUGUGAUCUUCCUGAACAUCAGCAGGAUCAUCGUUCUAAAGGCAACGCAGAUGAACCCGAGUGAGAAGCAGGUGAUCAGGACGCUCGUCCGCUCCACACUGCUCCUCAUCCCUCUGUUUGGAGUUCACUACACGCUGUUCGCUCUGAUACCUGAACACGUCGGUGUGAAGCCUCGGCUCGUCUUUGAGUUAGUUUUAGGAUCCUUCCAGGGUUUCAUAGUUGCUCUGCUGUACUGCUUUCUAAACGGGGAGGUACAAAAAGAAAUUCAGGGCGCUGUGAGAAGAUACCGGACUGACACAAAGGCAAACAACAUAAAUCUUCAAACACAAGAAUACCUCAACUGAAGUCAACUCACAGAAGAACACAGAUUUCAUUUUCAAGUUUUUACUCAACAGUUCGCUGACACAGGAAGCUGCUUCUUCUUCACAGAAUGUUUUAUCCUCUGA